GAAGAGCCUCGCACUGCUUUAACUUACUUUCAUUGAGUCUGAUUUUGUUCUGGAGUCUGGUGUGUGAGAGCAGCAUCUUGAGAGUAUUUCCGUAAGUUAUGUGAUUUAACUUUCAUUGUAAUUAGUGUCUGUGUGUGUUGCAGGCAGUGCCGGGUUUGACCCAGACAUGGCUGAGGCAUCGGAACCGCAGGCUCAGCCUGUCGAAAUCGACCCGGACUUCGAGCCCCUGUCCCGCCCCCGGUCCUGCACCUGGCCGCUGCCCCGGCCCGAGCUCCCGGACCCGGCCGGGUCCAACACAUCCUCCCCGGCGCCGUCGGUGCUGCAGGAGCCGGCGGGGACCGCCGACUUCAUCCGGAACCUGGGCCUGGUGGAGGAGGACUACGAAGAGUACGCAGAUCAGAAACCUCCCUGUGGUCUCUUCCAUCAGCAGCACCACCAUCAGCACCAUCAGCACCAUCAGCAGCAGAACCAGCAUCAGCAGCAGCAGCACCAUCAGCAUCCCCAGCAUCACCUCCUCCAGCAGCAGCAGCAGCAGCAUGCACCUGGCGCGCAGCCGCAGCAGCAGCAGCAACAGGUGACUCCUCCCGGGGCCCCUCCGGCCCUCCCUGGCCCCAGGAAGAUCAGCUCCUCGCGUCGCAACGCCUGGGGGAACAUGUCCUACGCCGACCUCAUCACCAAGGCCAUAGACAGCUCACCUGAGAAGAGGCUGACGCUGUCUCAGAUCUACGACUGGAUGGUGAAGAGCGUGCCUUACUUCAAGGACAAGGGGGACAGCAACAGCUCCGCGGGCUGGAAGAACUCCAUCAGACACAACCUGUCACUGCACAGCCGCUUCGUCCGCAUUCAGAACGAAGGGACGGGGAAAAGCUCCUGGUGGAUGCUGAACCCGGAGGGAGGGAAGAACGGCAAGUCUCCGCGACGCAGGGCGGCCUCCAUGGACAGCAACAACAAGUUUGUCAAGAGCAAAGGAAGAGCUACGAAGAAAAAGAUGUCUCUGCAGGACGGGGUUGAGAGGGGGGGCGGCAGCCCCGGUUCCCAGUACUCCAACUGGCUGGGAAGCCCCAACUCCCACAGCAACGACGACGUGGAGGCCUGGAACUGCUUCAGGACGCGCACCAGCUCCGACGCCAGCACUCUGAGCGGACGCUGCUCCCCCUUCCCGUCUGAGCACGACGACCUGGCGGAGGCCGAAGGCCACAUUCUGUAUCCCGGCGCCGCGGCGCCCAAGAUAACCUCCACGCUGCCCAGCCUGUCAGAGGUGGCCGGGUCCAUGGGCCGGCACGGCUCAGAGCGCGUCAUGGAAAACCUGCUGGAUAACCUGAACCUCCUGUCUCCCAAGGCCCCCCAGCUCGGCUCAGACUCCCCGCAUUCCUCGAAUGCCGCCCUGCUCCAGAGGAGAUCUUACAGCUCCUCUUCCCUGACCCAGGAUUACCACAAGUGCCUGUACGGCCAGGUGAGGAUGAACCCCCCGUCCCCCGUCCCCGUACUUCCAGAGAGCAAGCCCGGCUUCGGGCUGUACGAGCAUCCGUACAUCAGCCCCGCGGGGCUCCUCAAGGAACUGCUGACUGUAGAUGCAGACGCCAACAGGGACGUAAUGCCGUCUGCUGACGCACGGGCGUCUGAGAUGGGGAGGGGGGGUCCUCUGAUGCCGGCUUUCACAAGUCAAAGCCAGGCGGGGGGUCACGCUGGGGUCAAAAUGAUGAAAUCCCCUCAGAAUCACCCAGUUCGUCAUGUAAACCCACACGCCAUGCAGAGCCAGGGUCCUGCGUCCUCUCGAGACUUGAAUAGCUGUAACAUGAUACCCCUGACGAGUCUGACGAGUCUCUCGGGGGCCCCCCCGCCCAUGACCCGGCCGAGGACAUGCGUGCAGCCGCCCCAUGGGCAUCCGGCACACACUAAUGAUUUCUCUGGGAGCUGCAGCUACAGGGAGCUGAGCUCAGCCCACCCACAUGGCCUUCAUCAUCACCACCACCAUCAUCAUCACCACCAUCAGGAGCGGCUGCCCAGCGACCUGGACAACAUGUCCAUCGAGAGGUUCGAAUGUGACCUGGAGUCGGUGCUUCACGACACCCUCAUGGAUGGAGGCGCGCUGGACUUUAACUUCGACCCCGCGGCCGGGUCUCACGGGUUUUCCCAGAGGGUGAAGACGACCACGCACAGCUGGGUGUCGGGUUAGGGCGCCGGCCGACCACAAGCAGGUUUCCUCUGGUUUCCUCUGCUCACCUUCAUUUCGAGGGCGGAAAGUGUAAAUAAAGAAAACUACCCUCAUCACUCUCCAAAGACCGUGUGACCUUACGUCGUUUUCACACAUGUAUACCUCCACAUAGGACACACAUCCAUCAUUCACAUCCUGAAACGACUGCCUCCUUUAACUAACCUUAGCAACCUUAACUGUGAGAUCAGUCGGAGAUCGGACCAACGCUGCAGGAUUCAGGAUAAACCUCAGCAUGUGCAGGACUGAACACAGCAGCCGUCCCUGAUCGCUACUGAGUCGGUGUCGUGUGAGAACAACAUGGGGUUCAACUCAGUGUUAGAAACGGCAAGAAUCAUUUUAAAAAUUGCCUUAAUUAUACCGAGCCAUCUACAUACAGAACUGAAAAAAGAGCAAAUAAACCAAGAGAAUAUGCAGCAGUAUAGCAAAAAAAAAUGUGCAAAAAGCACAUUCUGGGACAAAAACUGAUCAUCCUACUGUAAGUAUGCUGGACAGGUCACCUCUCUGAUCCAUGUUCUUUAGUUUUUAGCGGGAGGAGAACCAGUUCAUGUUCUCUCGGGGGAGAAGAGGAAAACUGAGACCUGAGGACGCUGAAGGACUUAGAAACACACAAUACCAGCUACCUGACCCACUUGCAUGCUGGGAAAAACCAGACAGAACACCUCAGGGGCUCGACGGCGACAGAACUUUCAACAUGAUCAGAUAAAGCAUUUUUAAACGUUUACAUGCUGUGGCCAUAUCUCCCCACUAAUACAGAAUAAACUGAAUCCGAAUGACAGGAACUUAUCGUUCAUAGACUAUAUGAAGGUUUUUACUCGUGUUUUUAUUCUAAUCGUAGGCGGUUCGUGAUUAUUUCUGUUGUACUUCACAAGCUUUUUGGAAGUCUGUGAAUAGUUGUGUUCAAAGUAUAGAUUUGAAGUUUGAAGUUACUCUUAUUUUCCCCGAUUAUCUACCUAAUUCCUGCAAGUUUUUCUAAAAGCAGUUUUCCACCAGUCUCACUUAAUUGUGAAAGUUGCCUUAGCAAGAGGUUUUAACGCCAUAAAUAAGAGCUUUUGUUUACUUGGUUGGUCUUUCACGUGAUGCUCCUCUACGCACGUCACGUUCGGUGGAAAAUGCCCCACCUCUCGUCUGUAAAUCCCACCGACUGUUUUCGUCUCUGGCUGAGAAAGGGACACUUUGGAGACUGGAAACUUUCCCUCGACUCACACCGUGCAGGAGUCGAUGGCGGGAUCCUGAAGCGACUAGAAAUAGAAGGUGACAUGCGGCGCUCGGUCAACACGGCGAAAGAUUCGCUUGUGAUAAUGAACAAGCAGCCACAGUUUUUAUGCACAAAAGACUGGUUGUGUCCCUCCUUUACUGGGCCGGCAGCCUCACGGGCGUUUACUGUUGUACAUAUAGUUAUUUUCUGCAGCAUAUGUAUUUUGUACAUGAGUUUUAAAUGACUUCACUUGUUGUUGAACUGAAAUGUACUGUUUGUAAAGUGUUAGACAGGGUUGUUUACAAAUUUCUGUCCAAACGAUGAAACUCCAGAUAUGAGUUCUCAUACCUCAAUAUAUUAUUAUUAUUAUUUUUUACCUCUGAACUGUUUAAGGGAUUUCUUUUGUGCCAUUUUCCUCGAUGGGUAACUGACUGGCAGUUUAAAAAAAGUUUUCUUCUUGUGUUUGAGUGAUGAUGAAACCAGUUACAUGAAGGAUUAAGGCCAUUAAUUCAGACUAAAUGUCAUAUGACAUCAUUUUCAAUUCACGUUUGUGUAACUGGAUGCAUUUUUGCAGAGAUGAGUUCACGUGUUAUUAGAUAACUCAGUCAAACGCGUGCAAUCAAAAUUUCUAAACAAUAAAAAAGUCAUGGGACCAUUUUAACGUAGAAAUUUUGCACAAAUGUCAACUGAGUCUGUUACAUUUCGUUUGAAUAAAAAGACUAUGAUGUAUUUUAAAGCUCUAACUUUUAAUAUGACACAAAUGAUGGGAUUAUUUUUUAUCAAAGGAACACAUGCUGAAUUUUUUGUCACUUGGAUCCACAUUCAAGUAUUUUUGAAGGAAUGCAGUUUUUAUGUAAAACAUUUAAUGUAUAAAUCACUUUUGUAAUUAAAUGAAGAAAAA
Cololabis saira (Pacific saury) is the source of this 4311-nucleotide messenger RNA. Its product is annotated as forkhead box protein O1-A-like. Gene Ontology annotation, biological process: regulation of transcription by RNA polymerase II. Gene Ontology annotation, cellular component: nucleus. NCBI's taxonomy places the organism in Eukaryota, Metazoa, Chordata, Actinopteri, Beloniformes, Belonidae. The record is from RefSeq and is a predicted model, not a curated record. Bases 167 to 2176 code for a protein of 669 amino acids. The transcript has 4 exons. Gene Ontology annotation, molecular function: DNA-binding transcription factor activity, RNA polymerase II-specific; RNA polymerase II cis-regulatory region sequence-specific DNA binding.